This is a messenger RNA of Fundulus heteroclitus (mummichog), 1379 nucleotides long. Its product is annotated as N-acylneuraminate cytidylyltransferase-like. Gene Ontology annotation, molecular function: N-acylneuraminate cytidylyltransferase activity. The record is from RefSeq and is a predicted model, not a curated record. The transcript has 6 exons. Bases 1 to 756 code for a protein of 251 amino acids. NCBI's taxonomy places the organism in Eukaryota, Metazoa, Chordata, Actinopteri, Cyprinodontiformes, Fundulidae.
AUGGUGGAGAUUAAGCAGGCAGACGGUCCCCGCCGUCAGGACUGGGAUGGAGAGCUGUGUGAGAACGGCUCGUUUUACAUCGGGACCAGGGACCUCAUCUUAAAAGAAAAUACAACGCAGGGCAGAAAAGUGGCCUACUUUGAGAUGGAGCCAGAGCACAGCGUGGACAUAGAUGUGGAUAUUGACUGGCCGGUGGCCGAGGAGAGAGUUCUCAGGUUUGGCUACUUUGGUCGGGGAGUGUCCGUAAUGUUCUGCAGGGUUUCCAGAUGUUUGACCGAUGGAAAGGUGUUUCUGUCCCCAUCUGGAGAAGACAUGGUGUCUUUUCACACUAGAGACACUACAGGCCUCAGGAUGCUGCAGAACGAUGGCGUUGAGGUGGUGCUGCUGACCUCCAGUGAAGACCCGGUGACCCAGUCAAUGGCUGACAAACUGAAGAAAAUGAUUGGCUGUGAGGUCAUGGAUGUGGGGGAGGAGCCACUGAAGGAUGUGCAGUCAGUCGUGGAGAAGAAGAGACUUGACUGGAAGGAUGUGGCCUACAUGGGUAAUGACCUAGCAGAUGCCACCUGUCUGAACUUGGCGGGUCUGAGCGCAGUACCUGCAGACGCUCCGAAGGACGCAGCUGAUUCUGCCAAGUACACCUGCCGCCAAGCGGGAGGGAUGGGAGCUGUGAGGGAGUUUGCUGAACACGUACUCCUGCAGAAAGAAAAGGCCAAAACCCAGAUGAAGCAGGACAGGAUCGACCGUAAUAACUUCUAAAGCGUGGAAGGAGAUAUUUAGAAACAUGAUGUCAGACAAUACUGGAAAAACUGCAAUAUAGCAGAGGAGUGUAAAAGAAAGUUGUCUGCUGUAAAAAUGAUAAAUCUCCAUGGUUGUUCUCCACGUUGACUAUAUGGGCAUUUGGCAGGAGGGCAUCAGAAAGGAUGGAGCCCAAGCACAAGAUAAAAUAUACUUAUACCUCAGUCCUGCCUUAAUUCAGGUUUCUAUGGAUUCUUUAGACGUACACUUGGUUUAUGGGGUCGGCAUUCCUGCCUUCUGCUGAGAAUAGGGAGACUAUUUUGAGUGCUUUGUGUUGAGGUGGAUUUGAUUGGGAGUGGCAGAAGAAAAGGUUCUCAGGGUUCAAUUAAUGCAAGAAACAGCCACUGGCAAGCAAACACUAUAUUUACCAGACUCUUUAAUAGAUUUAUCUGGCCAUAAAACCAAUUAUCCUUUCAAUAACUGUUAGUUAAAGAAGAUUAAAUAACUUUCAACAUCAGGAAUUUAAGUAAAAAAUUUAGAACUUAUAUUAAAAAUCUAACUUCUAAGGGAAAUUGAGUUUCAUUAAAAGAGACAACAUUGGAACAUUUAAAUAUCUUUUUACAUAGUUUCCCUGAUAUAUGUUG